Artibeus jamaicensis (Jamaican fruit-eating bat) is the source of this 2693-nucleotide messenger RNA. RefSeq lists its product as uncharacterized. NCBI's taxonomy places the organism in Eukaryota, Metazoa, Chordata, Mammalia, Chiroptera, Phyllostomidae. The record is from RefSeq and is a predicted model, not a curated record. Bases 204 to 1460 code for a protein of 418 amino acids. The transcript is spliced from 9 exons.
GCCUCCUGGGACUCAGUUUCCCCAUCCCCACGUUCCCUAAGCCCCCUUCCUCGCCACACGCCCCAGUAGGCCAGGGUGGUGGGUGGAGCUGCUAUCGCCCCAGACUAUUUGCUCUCCCUCCUCACGGGCUGCCAGCCCAGCCCAGGACCUUGGAUAAAAGGCCAGGGCACCCGUAUCCUGCUUCCUCCUCUCCGGCCUGGAUCAUGCUCCGGCUCCUCCCUGCUCUGGUGCUCCUCGGAGCGCUGGCCACCUCAGCAGGGACCUCCAAGACGUGUCCAUCCUGCUCUCUUCUGGGAAAAUGUAGAGAGAUCCCUUGUCCUUCCACCCAGGACUCCUGCCUGUUCAGCCAGAUGCAGCUGGAAAAUGGGCUUCUCAUCAAGAACGGGUCAUGCGUGGCCCCUGAGAAAUGCCGAGAAAGCGUCUACACCCUGACCUACGCCCCCCACUUCAGUGUCUGGGUCAGCACGAGCUGUUGUGACAACAACUGCAGCCAGGUUGUGACACAGCCAGAGCAAAAGCCCGAAGCCCAGCCCAACGGGGUGAAGUGUCACUACUGCUCGGAGAAGGAGCUGGCCCUGUGCGACUCCCUCUUGGUCAUGAACUGCACCGGGUACCAGAACGUCUGUGUCACCCUCGAAGGGACAUGGGACGGAGCAGGUCCACAAACCCUGAAGGGCUGCGCCACCCCAGAGGUGUGCGACCUGCAAGUGAACACCACCCUGGGCCCGGAAGCCUUUGGAUUUCAUCUCACAAGCCCACCUGAAUGCUACUCCGAGGCUGCUCCCACCUCGCCAGUUCCCCAGGCAACCCUGACCCAGGCCAAGGCUAAGGUCACCACCUGCUUCACCUGCUCCAACAGCUCCCACUGUGAGCCUUUCUCCUGCCCGGCAGAUAAGAACUACUGCCUUCAGACGGAGGGCUUCCUGGCCCUAGCAGAAGGCAACCCCGUGGCCUGGAGAAACGGCUCCUGCGUGGCCCCCAAGGACUGCAAGCCCGACAGCCUCAUCUCCUCCCUGACCUACAGCAACAGCUUUGGCUUCUGGAUCAACACCACCUGUUGCCAAGGCAACUGCCAGAAGCCCACUCUUCUCACUCUGCCGGUUUCCCGCACCCUCAGCAAGUUCCUGUGUCCUACGUGCGCUGACAGCCACCUGGGGCUCUGCAAUUCCUCCUUCUACAUGCAGUGUCCCUGCGGGGAGACCGAGUGUGUCCAGCUGGACGUGGCGUCUGAAGAAGUCUCCGCAGGCGGGAGCACAAUAGUGCGUGGCUGCGGAUCCCAAGACCUGUGCAGCACCUCAACCAGGAGAGAGGGGCUCUGGGCUCUCUUCGACCACCAGCUGACCGGCCAGUUCAAGUGCAACUCCAGCCUGCGCGCCGUCAUCGACUCGGGAGCGGCACCUGGCCUCCGCCUUGCCCUGCCCGUGCUGGUGGCCGCGCUGAUCACCGUGGCACUCUCCUGAGGCCCCACUCGUCGCCCGGGAGCUCCCCCGACCCCUGGUUUGGCUCACGGCUAGAUGGCCCCCUGGCUCUCCUCUGCUAGGACAUUUCCAGGGGCCUGGAAGGUUCUGGUGAGAGAGUCAAGAAGGGUGAGCCUUCGCCCUCAGACCAGGGCUUCCCCACGGGGGGACCCGGUCCUCACACCGUGGUCCCCAAGGCUAGUCCUGCUCCUUAACAUUUAGAACUUCCCCGAGGCCGCACCUCACUCAGACUAGGCUGUUUUUCCUCCCCAGACUAGAGACGCCUCCAUAAUUACAUGUUCUCCUCCACAUCCGGAGCCUCCAAACCUAGGCCUCCGUCCCUCAAGCAGGACAUCCCAACGCCAGGCUACGGCCACACACCAGGGCUGUGUCUUUUCUCCCCGGGAAACAACUCCGCCUCCUUCUGUCUCCCUCUUCAGGGUCUAGCAAAGUCCUGGGCAGCCAAGGUGGGGCUUGAGGACCAAAUUCGCCGCCUCCCCAGGCAUCUCAGCCAUCCCUUCCACCCCCACCACCGGCCGCCUUCUGUCUGGGCUCAGUGUCACUGUUCCCACAGGGUUUGAAUGAAUCACAUCGUACAAGCUGAGCGGUUGGGGUUUCUUUUCUUGGUGGUCGCAGCCUCAAACAGGGCCCUGAGGUGGUCUGCCCUCUCCUCUGGGGACCCGAGGGGACCUGCAGGUGACCAUGUCUGCAAGCCAGGGUGGGCACGAGAGCCAAGGCUCAGUCUGGCGUGAGCAUCACCUCAGAGCCCGCGUGGGACCCGGAGGAUUGAGCAGAGAGGUGAAAGCGGGGCACUCACAGGAGGGAGACGGCCGGGAAGCACUCAGCGGCGAGCAGUGGACAGUCCAGCCGAGGGGACUGAAGCAAUUCACUGAGCACGCAUCUGACAAACAUCUAUGGAUCCCGUUAAUCAAUUGAGCACAGUUCUAGACACUGGAGGGUACAUAGUAAAAAAUUCCUCUGCUCUCAGGAAGUUGUGUUCCGGUGGGGGAGAGAGAUAAUAAACAUCACGUAUACUAGACGGUGGUAAGUGCUGUGGAAAAACCAGCGUGGGGGCCCCUGGCUGGUGUAGCUCAGUGGAGUGAGCGCAAGCUUGGGAACCAAAGCAUCGUAGGUUUGAUUCCCAGUCAGGGCACAUGCCUGGGUUGCAGGCUAUAUCCCCAGUAGGGGGCGUGCUAGAGGCAACCACACACUGAUGUUUCACUCCCUCUCUCCCUC